AUGCCUCAGUAUCAGACUCCCUUCUAUGGCAGAGAUAGCGGGCAACCCUUUUCCCUCUACCCAUAUGCGCAUUCAUCCAUUGUAAAAGUCCUGGAGAUAUGGAGCGGCUGGGGAUCUGGGGAUGUCACGGGCUAUUGGGUUCUCAAAGGUAUCCGACUGACGUGGUUUUCCGGGGAACAGAAAGGACUCUACAACCAUCCGGCAGAUACAGACAUCUAUUCGAGAUAUGAGUUUGGAAGCAAUGAGAGAUCCAGUUUUAACAUACGAGCGGGGUGGUGCAUCAACAAGUUCGGCUUUCAGACAAGUACUGGAAACCUCUGGGAUGCCGGAGGUGACUCCGGUCAUCUUUACUUAGACAUUGCAAACGGCUCCAUUGUAGGGUUUGAGGGAAGCUCAGUCUGGGAACUCGACUAUCUCAGAAUGAGAUUUAUUUAG
Molecule: messenger RNA, 435 nt
Organism: Metarhizium acridum CQMa 102
Lineage: Eukaryota; Fungi; Ascomycota; Sordariomycetes; Hypocreales; Clavicipitaceae
Source: RefSeq, a predicted model, not a curated record